This is a messenger RNA of Xenia sp. Carnegie-2017, 2220 nucleotides long. Its product is annotated as dual specificity tyrosine-phosphorylation-regulated kinase 2-like. The coding region runs from base 92 to 1864 and encodes 590 amino acids. The transcript has a single exon. Gene Ontology annotation, biological process: peptidyl-serine phosphorylation; peptidyl-threonine phosphorylation. The record is from RefSeq and is a predicted model, not a curated record. Gene Ontology annotation, molecular function: ATP binding; protein serine/threonine/tyrosine kinase activity; protein serine/threonine kinase activity. Gene Ontology annotation, cellular component: nucleus. Lineage: Eukaryota; Metazoa; Cnidaria; Anthozoa; Malacalcyonacea; Xeniidae.
AUGACAGUCUCAAGAUUCUCGACAGGAUUUGUAAAGAAUAUGGAGUAUUUCCUUUGAAAACAAAGCCUUUUAUUGAAGCUGUCUUGCUACAAUGAUUAGCACAAGCACAAGGAAACCUAUACAAGUAUCAAAAAGCCGCUCGAUUCAAACGGGCGAGACAAUUUAUCAACUUGAUCAGAGAAACAGUACGACGCAUACGAGCGAAGAUUUGUCAAGCCAACAUGUUUUGCCUCCAUUGAAGACCGCCACAAAAACGGUGAAACAGCCAUCGCACGAAUCGAACAACACUCUCCCUCACUUAGCAGGCGUUCAAGUACAACAACUGUUUGAGGAGGAGACGAAUCAUCGCGGCAGAGUUGAAGGAAACGCGAAUACAAUUGCAUCACGAGCAACGUCCAAUUCGCAUAAUUCAACGCCGGCCGAGGACAUAAAAAACCGAAACAAUAACAAUACGGAUAGGAAAGCCAGUGCUGAAUCGACUGGAAGAGGAAGGUCGAUACCCAUGAGUCCAGAAAAGGCAAUGAAAGUGUUCAUGAACAAACUAACACCAUUUGAACAUCACGAAAUCUUCAACUAUCCGCAAGUAUAUUUUACGGGACCAAAUGCUAAGAAACGGCAAGGUGUGAUAGGAGGGGCAAAUAAUGGCAGUUUUGACGAUGAACAAGGUUCGUACGUACAUGUUCCUCACGAUCACGUAGCUUAUCGGUACGAAGUUUUGAAGAUUAUUGGAAAAGGAAGUUUUGGACAAGUUGUCAAGGUAUACGAUCACAAAACACACACGUACGUUGCGCUAAAAAUGGUCCGAAACGAGAAACGUUUUCAUAGACAAGCGGCAGAAGAGAUACGUAUUUUGGAACAUUUGAAAAAGCAAGAUAAGGAAAAUAGUUAUAACAUUAUUCAUAUGCUAGAAAGCUUUCAGUUUCGAAAUCAUAUAUGCAUUACGUUCGAGUUGCUAAGCAUGAAUCUCUACGAGCUUGUAAAAAAGAACAAAUUCCAGGGUUUCAGUUUACAACUAGUACGAAAGUUUGCGCACUCCAUAUUACAGUGUCUGGACGCAUUGCACAAGAACCGAAUCAUUCACUGUGACAUGAAACCGGAAAAUAUACUGUUAAAACAGCAAGGAAGAAGUGGAAUUAAGGUAAUAGACUUCGGUUCCAGCUGCUAUGAACAUCAGAGGAUAUACACGUAUAUACAGAGUCGUUUUUAUCGUGCACCCGAGGUCAUAUUAGGCGCUAAAUAUGGAAUGCAAAUUGACGUUUGGAGUUUUGGAUGUAUUCUAGCAGAAUUAUUGACAGGCUAUCCUCUAUUUCCCGGUGAAGACGAAAGCGAUCAGUUGGCAUGUAUCAUGGAACUAUUAGGUAUGCCCCCAGCUCGUUUUAUUGAGCCACAAACGUCAAAACGUGCGAAGAAUUUUUUCAGUUCCAAAGGACAUCCGCGAUAUUGUACCGUCACUACGCUCCCAGACGGAGAGACGGUUUUGAAUGGCGGUCGUUCAAGACACGGCAAACUUCGUGGUCCGCCACACUCUAAAAGUUGGAUUACGGCGCUCAAAGGAUGCGAUGAUCCCCUUUUCAUCGAUUUUUUAAAAAAAUGUCUGGAAUGGGAACCAUCGCAGCGCAUGACACCUUCACAAGCCUUACGACAUUCUUGGCUUCGAAGGCGUUUGCCACGUGCUCCUGACAACUCGUCCAACUUUAAAGCAAAUCCACCAGCCUCGGGUGAUAAGAAACAUCCGCGUCUGCUAUCUGGCUCUACCAAACUCCCGCCAACCAUACCCACAUCGGCGAAAACCAAAGCAAAGAAACCGAAUGAAAGUAUAACCGAAACGAGUCGUACAGUAUUACCAAAAAUAGUUGGCAGAUGAUAAAUAAUUUUACCCAAAUAUGAAAGUACCUAAUAUCCUGAGACUUAGAUCCCACAAUUAAAAAGUGAAAACUUCUAUUUUUGAAAAGGAUGCGAUCAUCGAAUGUCGCUUUUGUUGACUGGAGAGAACAAAUGAUUUUUUAUGAAAAGGAUAAUAUUUUUGUACAUAUAAGCAACUGUGUGUGUAUAUAUAUUAUAUACAUAUAUUAAUGUACAUAUAUGUACAAUGAAAAUACCAAAUUUAUGUUUCCUGUACAUAUGAAAUAUUGUAUAGAAGUAUGAAGGAAUGUUGAAUCCGAUUUAAAGACAGUCGGCUUGUUGCAUUCAUAUCAAAUUGGAUAUUGUUUUCACGAACAA